UCUUUCUCUUACCUAAUAGAGAUGGAAAAGGAUGUGUGUGAUCUUUCCCCUACAUGGGAUGGUGAUAAUGGAAACUCUGUGGAGAAAAGGCUCAGGUUAUUUGGCUUUGAGCUAAACCCUUCUAAGAAUAACGAGGGAUGUAUCAAAGAGUCUGCUGAAGGAGAUGAAAGUGUGAACUCCUCUAACUCAGUUUCAUCAGGAGGAGAGAAAACUCCUGAGGAGAAGGGCACAGCCAGAGACCCAGAAGAGAGAAAGUUUGAGUGCCAAUACUGUUUCAAAGAAUUUGCAAACUCACAAGCAUUAGGAGGCCACCAAAAUGCCCACAAGAAAGAAAGAAUGAAGAAGAAAAGAUUGCAGCUUCAAGCUAGGAAAGCUAGCAUAAACUGCUACCUACAACCUUUUCAAAGCAACCAUGGCUUUGCUUACCAUGGCUCUAAUACUCCUUGGUUCUAUGAUCCCUCUUCCUAUAACUCUGAGUUCACCUUGUGUGAAGAGUCUCAGAUUAGCUUCAAUUCAAAUUAUCAAGAUACCAACUUUAGUACUGGUGAUCAGAAAUCUAGUUGGUAUUCUUUGCCAUCCCACACUCCUCCCCAACAACAAACUUGCAUGUUUGCUUUCUCCAAUACAGAUAAUUUUACAGAUAAUAGGCCUUUCAUCUUCAAGUCUCGUCACUUCCCUGCUUCAAACCAGAGCCAUAGUAAAGCUUUGGAUCUUCAAUUAGGCCUCAACAUGCAAUCAAAUACAAGAAGCUCUCAAAGAAGGCCUUAAUUUAGUAUAGGACAUAUAGAUUAAUUAACAGUUUUUAUGUUUUCCUUGAAUUAUUUAAAUGUAUCAAUUCUCAAGCAUAUGGGAAAAGAAAAUGAGAAAAGUUAGAAAAAAAAAAUUCACAAUUCAUUUAGAGUUGGCUGGCCCUGGC
Messenger RNA from Gastrolobium bilobum, 916 nucleotides. Its product is annotated as zinc finger protein 5-like. Gene Ontology annotation, cellular component: nucleus. The transcript has a single exon. The coding region runs from base 22 to 768 and encodes 248 amino acids. NCBI's taxonomy places the organism in Eukaryota, Viridiplantae, Streptophyta, Magnoliopsida, Fabales, Fabaceae. Gene Ontology annotation, biological process: cytokinin-activated signaling pathway; trichome morphogenesis; trichome differentiation. Gene Ontology annotation, molecular function: transcription cis-regulatory region binding; DNA-binding transcription factor activity. The record is from RefSeq and is a predicted model, not a curated record.